AUGAGCCUUUCCAUCGCCGUUCCCAAUGAGUACGGCUAUGUCGUUCUCACGUCUGUCGUUGGAGGCUUUGUUACGAGUACUAUCCUUGGCGGUUUUGUCAUGAAAGCUCGCGCUCAAUAUCAGGUCCCUUAUCCCAACUUGUAUGCAACUCCGGGCUUUCAUAAGCAGGCGGACGCUUUCAACCGCGUUCAACGUGGUCAUCAGUGCUUCUUUGAAACGUAUUCAGUAUUUGCGCUCAUGGCCUUGAUCGGUGGCCUGAAGCAUCCGAUAAUUUCUGCUGGUUCGGCUGUUUUGUACCACGUGGGCAGUUUCCUCUUCCUCAAAGGGUAUGCG
Phaeodactylum tricornutum CCAP 1055/1 is the source of this 333-nucleotide messenger RNA. RefSeq lists its product with no specific name. The record is from RefSeq and is a predicted model, not a curated record. Lineage: Eukaryota; Bacillariophyta; Bacillariophyceae; Surirellales; Neidiaceae. The annotation marks the transcript as partial. The transcript has a single exon. Gene Ontology annotation, cellular component: membrane; nuclear envelope; endoplasmic reticulum. Gene Ontology annotation, molecular function: glutathione transferase activity; glutathione peroxidase activity.